AAUUGAUGCAUGCUACGUGUGCAACUCUAACAACUGUAGCUUAGCCAGUAGUGCCACUUGUACGCGCACAUCCAGAGUUCCAGACCGAUGCAAAUGGCAGCCACCGAGCAGAGCAAGACGGCGACCAGGACGUUCGGAUGGCUGUACGUGGCGCGGUGGGCGGUGGCGUCCGUGGUGACCGUGCUGGCCGUGGCGGUGAUCGUUCGGGCCGUGGUGGUGAUGCUCCACCCCGAGAAGCUGCAGCUGAAGCUCGCCGGCGGCCGCGUGGCAGUCGACUGGAUCCCGUCGAUGCCGCCGCCGGGCAAUGUCGUGGCGCUGAACUUCGUCCUCAGGGCCAACAACCCCAGCGGGCGCGCCUCCGUCGAGUACACCAACGUCACCGUCCGGCUCACGGACGUCACGAGCGCGUCGUCGCCGUCGCCGACGAAGAUCGCCGAGUUCGACCUGUCGCAGUCCAUCCCCGUGCUGCAGCGGACGGCGCACGAGGCGAUGGUGAGGGUGACGAUGACGCCGGGCGAGGACGUUCCGAUGCGGUACGUGCGGGCGCUCUUCGAGGGGCGCAGCGUCGACGGCGUGGAGAUGAUGCUGCGCGGGGUGUUCCACAGCCACGUAGCGAUGGCCAGCGGGGACUACGUCACCACCAGCGACCUGGCCACGUACUACUGCUGGCCGGUGACCAUCGCCGUCGGUGGCUCGUCCUCCUCGUCGUCGCCGGACUACGCCAGCGUCGUCGUCACCGACGCGCCGUGCCUGGACAAGUCGGAGGCCCCGGCCAUCGUGUGAACUGAGGCCAGCUCCGCUCCAACGGUAGUAGCUACGUGAUGCCAUCCGUUGCCUCCCCCAUGGAUCAACCAAGCUAUGCCUACCGAUCCAUCUAGCUACCUGCAAUCUACUGUAUUUACUAAAUUAGUGUACGGUAGAAUCGAUUGAUAAGGCAUGGAUGGCGAUUGAUCGUCGACCAUUGUUGCUGCUUG
Molecule: messenger RNA, 974 nt
Organism: Aegilops tauschii subsp. strangulata
Lineage: Eukaryota; Viridiplantae; Streptophyta; Magnoliopsida; Poales; Poaceae
Source: RefSeq, a predicted model, not a curated record